Molecule: messenger RNA, 2077 nt
Organism: Oncorhynchus mykiss (rainbow trout)
Lineage: Eukaryota; Metazoa; Chordata; Actinopteri; Salmoniformes; Salmonidae
Gene: sdr42e2
Product: short chain dehydrogenase/reductase family 42E, member 2
Biological process (GO): steroid biosynthetic process
Molecular function (GO): oxidoreductase activity, acting on the CH-OH group of donors, NAD or NADP as acceptor
Source: RefSeq, a predicted model, not a curated record
CCGAAUUCCAUCUAUCCCAAGAGGAGUCUGAAUGGAGUUGUGUGGCCCCGGUAUGAAGGACAACAGAGGCUCUCUGUGCCAGGUAGAGCAGCUGCCCUACCCCUGUGUCCCCCUGCCUGUCCCAGGAAGUGCUGGGUGCCGUAUACAGGCUAAUAGACAUCUCCACAACCACCACCUCAACCAUCAGCUCCAGUCCUGGGUGAGCCGACCAGCCCCAGACCUAACCUCAACCCCAACUCCAGCCUCCCGACACAGGACCAAUGGGGUGGUGGGUGCCUGGUGCAGCAGCCCAGAGUGUCCAGCCUCCCGCCUGGAUGAAGUGACUGAUCAGGCCUUGAGAGGGGCAGGGAUGGGGACAGGCAGGGUGCUGGUGACCGGGGGAGCAGGUUAUUUCGGGUUGAGGCUUGGGAGAGCUCUGGUCAGCCAGGGAGUGUCUGUGGUGCUGCUGGAUCUUCACAAGCCACAGUGGGAUACUCCAGACGGUACUGUCUUCCAUCAGAGCGACAUCCGGGACUAUGAUUCUCUGUAUAAGAUCUGUGAGGGGGUCGACUGUAUAUUCCACACCGCUUCCUAUGGGAUGUCAGGCCCAGAACAGCUGAGGAAAGAGCAGGUGGAGUCGGUCAACGUCGGAGGGACGAACAACGUCAUUAAUGUGUGUGUGGAGAAGGGCAUCACCAGGCUGGUCUACACCAGUACGAUCAACGUGACGUUUGCUGGCAAACCCAUAGAGGAGGGCGACGAGGACUCAUUGCCCUGUGUGCCCCUGGACAUGCACAUAGACCACUACUCCAGGACCAAAUCUAUCUCUGACCAGAUGGUCCUAACAGCCAAUGGACGCUCACUCAAAGGUGGGGGUCUCUUGCGGACCUGUGUUCUGAGACCCUCAGGCAUCUACGGGCCAGAAGAGAGACGACACCUACACAGGGUUAUGGUGAAUGUGGAGCGCCGGUUGUUCAGUUUUAGCUUUGGAAACCGCCAGGCUAAGAUGAACUGGGUCCAUGUGGACAACCUGGUGUUGGCCCACAUCCUGGCUGCUGAGAGCCUCACACCCAAGAGGAACUGUGUGGCUAGUGGACAGGCCUACUUCAUCAAUGACGGGGAAUCUGUCAACCUGUUUGAAUGGUUAACACCACUGUUUGAGAAGCUGGGGUACAGCCGACCGUUGAUACACUUGCCUGUCUCACUGGUCUAUUCAGCAGCCAUUCUGAUGGAAUGUUUACACCUGGCUCUGAGGCCAAUAGUGGAGAUCCCUCUGCUCUUCACCAGAAAUGAGGUGAGGAACAUUGCAGUGAGCCACACCUUCAAGAUCGAGAAGGCCCGUCGAGACCUGGGCUACUGCCCCAGACGCUACAGCCUGGGGGACUCAGUGGACCAGUACAUACGGUCCCGACCAUCCCGCUCCAGGCCCUCCCCCCUAGGCCCCUCUCGGACUGUUCCCCUGCUCCUGCUGGUGUUGGGGUUCAGCCUGGCUGUCCUCCUACUUUGCUCCUGGCCCUGGGAUCACUAGGUAGCUACUGUGGCUAAAACUUAAGUAACAGCCCACUAAGACCCAACCCAAAUCAAACACAGCUAAUGCACUCACUAAUACGUUUUAUUUGUUAGCCGCCUUUCUGGACACCUAUGGUCUUGGCCUUACAUCAAGCUAAAAGCAAUGAUAGAAAGCAUGCAUAGUGUACAUCUAGAUACACAUAGAAGACCACAUGAAUAUAACACAUACUGUUGACCUAAUGCUAGCAACUCCUCCCUUCUAUAAUGUUUAUCAUGGUAUAUCAUGUUAUCAUACAGUUGACUAAGGCUGUAGAUGGAUGAUUAUCAAAUGUAUAGUAUGUAGAAUAUUUGAAAUAAUAUGGUGCUUUGUUCAAACCCUAUUGCCUUCCAUAGGGCGGAGUAUAUCAUAUCUCUGGGUUUAUUUUCUUGAGAAAGAGGUUCUAAUAUAUUGAACCAGAGAAUCAUAAUGUGAAUACAGUACAGUACAGUACAGACUUAAAAAGUACUACAUGGUAUGACUUUCUGUGAAAUUAGAAAUUUAACAUUUUAGUUUUAGUAAAAAGGAUUCCUCUUUGCAUUGAUGUUUAUA